Mizuhopecten yessoensis (Yesso scallop) is the source of this 2265-nucleotide messenger RNA. RefSeq lists its product as uncharacterized. The record is from RefSeq and is a predicted model, not a curated record. Bases 155 to 1468 code for a protein of 437 amino acids. NCBI's taxonomy places the organism in Eukaryota, Metazoa, Mollusca, Bivalvia, Pectinida, Pectinidae. The transcript is spliced from 3 exons.
CAAAACUGUGCUGCAUUUCAUAUCACACAUCAGACAGGUUACAGAAUACUGGGAGAUUCCUCACACAGUCGUAAGCAGUUAAACCUCGUCUAAGAAUUGCUGAUCCACCGAGUCAAGUUAGGACACCCGGAACGGAAUCCGGACUGGAUUUGCGAUGGCAACUGAAGAAGAUGAGAGAAAAUUAAACGAACUUCUCCAAAUCAAUGGAUUAAAGGAAAGUCUUGAUUAUCUGCAAAGCCUUGCUAGCGACCAACGCUCCGAAAAAGCAGGUAUACGUAGCCAUAUAGUCAAACUAAAGCAACACCUCUGUGAAGCUAUCAAAGAUCCAGAAAAUAUUUUUGCUGCUGUCGCAGCAGUUCUUGAGUUGAUGGGCAAAAUUAUCCCAUUUGGUCUCCCCUUUACCUUAGCAUCCGUGGCGAUCACAGGACUUCUGAUAUUGUUCAAGUUUCUCUCCAAAAAGUCAUCCAAAAUGAAGGUAAUUGAACAGCAGACUUAUCUUGAGGCCGACAUUCAGAAAAAAGCAUUUGCUGUGCAUAGUGCUUUAUCUUCCUCUCUUCACUAUCUCAAGGGCAUACACCAACGGAAACUCAACGACCAUGAAAUUGAUAUAGUGCUAGGUCAGGUUCCGCGAGAAACGGGUACCGAGUUCCUUGGAGUGCUUGAAUACAAAAUAAAGGAAUUUCAAAAUGGAAAAGCAAACAAGCAGAAAGGGAAGAAAGAAAAGAAAGAGACAGAGGAAAAAGAAGAGGAUACGUUAAAAAGGUGCAAUGCUAUCAUCGCCCUCAUUGAUCUGUACUGUGUCCUGUCCUGUUUGAGAGAGUUUGUUAUGUACUACCUUGUAACAUUACUCGCCAACAACAGAGUUCCCGAGAAAAUAACGGAGAGUUAUCUUGAGAGACGAGAACAUUUCAAAAACAGCAGAGAAUCAAUUUUGAAAGUUCUUCAUGACCCUGAAGCGAAAGAUGCAAGUGUUUCUGCCGUGUUCAAUCUUAACACAUGGCCAAAGCUCAGUCAGCAACUCGAAUCGCGUCCCGACUUAAGGGAUUUGAUAGAUCGUCCCUGGAAUGUUGUGUCUGCCUCUAACGACAGGUUUGCGAUGUUUCGGUGUUCGCCUAAGACUAGAAAGCUGUUCACACUGACAAGAUACGUUCGCGUCAAGACGUUCGUGGACAAUACUGAAACGAAAUUUUUGAUGCAAUCUGAAGGAAAUCGAGAUUUCACAAUACAUCUCUGUGAACAUGAUGACUUUACGUGGAAAAUGAGUGGAGAUCUCUUAGAAGCUUCUAGAACGACCCAAGCAGAACAACGUGUCAAAUUCAACAUCGUACGGUUAUCCAAUGGAAAUGUAAUGUUUUCAUCAAAGAAUCGACCAACUUGCUUUGUCAAAAUGGAAAAUGCAAAAGAUGACGCGCGACUGAGUGUAGCCAACAACUCAUUUGACGAGACUUGCCAGUGGAAACUUCUCUAAACCACGUGUAACAUAUCACUGCUUCAUAUGGUUGGCCUUCACACACGAUAACUUUCCCAACAGAAGAUUUAUUUACCGGUGUUCAAUUUUGACAGUAUUUGACGUAGAAGGAAUUCUGCCAUUAUAACUAUAUUGGCUCGACCUGGUGCAACAUCGUUUAUCUAAAUCCUUUAAUGCGGACGUCUAUCCGAACAUUUAUACUAUCUAACAUGUGUUUCCAUAAUCUACAUUAAUUGUAAUAUAAAUAAAUUCAAUUGUGUUGGUUAUUUGACAUCGGCAAUCAUGUAGUGUUCCCUGGCGUCGCUAAAAUUUAGAGUUUUGUGCUCAGGAGUAGAUGGUUACAUUUUGGUGCGCUAUUUCUUUUGUUUGAUGAUCCUGUGUGCUAUAUGUUGGUGCUUUACGUUGUCUCAAGCUACACAUCGAUCCAUCAGUCUAUUGUGUUACGGUUGCUGUGGAGCUCAGUGACAAAACUGGAUCCUCUAUAACCUUUGUUUGCCCAGGUAUUUUACUGAAUUCCCUCAACGUUGCAAGAUUGCAGUACAAGUCAAGGUGAUCAACUAUGGCUUUAUAUCGAACUCGUCGCUUUCCUCGCAGCGCUUCCUUGGAGACUCUUGUAUGACGUCAAAUGCCUCCAAGAGUUCUUCGCUUGUAGUUGUUGCCAUGACUAUACCAUUUCACUGUAAACAAAUCAGAAGCGUUUUAGUAAAAACAUAUAAUGCAACAUCAAAACCUGGUGUUUGUCAAUAAUGAAAAUACAUAGUGUUGGUUACCCCAGUCCAAAGGAAGAAAAGUUCAGG